Messenger RNA from Carassius gibelio (silver crucian carp), 1413 nucleotides. It is a transcript of the gene dnaaf10, whose product is annotated as dynein axonemal assembly factor 10. The coding region runs from base 113 to 1189 and encodes 358 amino acids. The record is from RefSeq and is a predicted model, not a curated record. The transcript is spliced from 8 exons. Gene Ontology annotation, molecular function: ubiquitin binding. Lineage: Eukaryota; Metazoa; Chordata; Actinopteri; Cypriniformes; Cyprinidae.
GGGAGGGUCCUUGUAUCGGGAACGCGCACCGCUGGCUGCUGAAAUCUCUCGUGUUUUCCUCUCAAGCUGAGCGGGGUUUGCUCUUUAACUGAAGGUGAAAGGUUAAAGCAACAUGUCUUCAGCGCUGGAGAAGCCGCAGAUCAUCGCGCACAUCCAGAAGAGUCUGAACUACACGGUGUUUGACAGCAGAUGGAUCCCCUGCAGCGCUAAGUUUGUCUGUAUGGGGAACUUCGCCCGAGGCUCCGGAGUGCUGCAGAUCUACGAGGUCCAGCGCGGCGAGCUGCAGCUGCUCAAAGAGAUCGAGAAGGCCAAGCCGAUCAAGUGUGGGACGUUUGGAGCCACGUCUCUGCAGCAGAGGCACCUGGCCACGGGGGACUUCGACGGCUGUCUGAAUGUUUGGAACCUGGAGAUGCCGGAGAGCCCAGUGUACUCGGUGAAGGCACACAAGGAGAUCAUCAACAGCAUUGAUGGAGUGGGAGGACUGGGCAUCGGGGACGGGGCCCCGGAGAUCGUCACCGGGAGCAGAGACGGCACAGUCAAGGUGUGGGACUCCAGGCAGAAAGACACACCUGUGGUGAACAUGGAGCCCAUGGAGGGAGAAACCAAGAGAGACUGCUGGACCGUUGCUUUCGGUCACGCUUUUAAUGACCAGGACCGCUGUGUGUGUGCGGGAUACGACAACGGUGACAUCAAGCUGUUUGAUCUCAGAAACAUGGCUUUACGAUGGGAGACUAACAUCAAAAACGGGGUGUGCUCUGUUGAAUUUGACAGGAAAGACAUCAACAUGAACAAACUAGUGGCCACAUCUCUGGAGGGCAAGUUUCAUGUGUUUGACAUGAGGACCCAGCACCCCACCAAAGGAUUCGCUUCAGUGUCGGAGAAGGCUCACAAAUCCACAAUAUGGCAAGUGAGGCAUUUACCUCAGAACCGCGACAUCUUCAUGACGGCCGGUGGAGCCGGCAAUCUGCAUUUAUGGAAAUAUGAGUAUCCAGCCCAGAGGACUAAAAAGGGUGCGGAUGACGUGGACAUGGGCGUAGCUGGCUCGGUGAACCUCCUGCAGAACGUGACUCUGUCCACACAACCCAUAUCCAGUGUAGACUGGAGCCCGGACAAACAGGGGCUGUGUGUCUGCUCCUCAUUUGACCAGUCUGUACGAGUCCUCAUCGUGACCAAACUCAACACCGUCUGACAUCUCUACUGUUAUUCCCAAUCUGAUCACUGUUUACAUGCCACAGAUAUAGCUUCAGCUUAGAUGUGCAACGUUUUUUUUUAAGAAAACAAUUGUCAUAAUUCUUUGUUCGCUGGUGUUUUUAUGCACAAUGUGAAGGCCUGUAACACCACGGUAAAGUUAUUUUAAGUACAAAUAAUAAUUUUGUCUUUGCAAUCUUCGUUCAAGUUAAAUGGUGUUUUUCA